AUGGCAUCCAGGAAACUCAAAUUCGUGACCGGCAACGCGAACAAGCUCAGGGAAGUCCGCGCGAUCCUCGCCCAGUCCGGCGGAACGACACGUGAAGUCGCCACGGCAAAAUGCCGCCGCGCCGCUGAACUGUUAGGAGGGCCAUGCAUCACCGAGGACACCGCUCUGUGCUUUGAAGCAUUGAACGGUCUUCCAGGGCCAUACAUCAAGUAUUUUCUUAAGGAGCUCGGUCACGAUGGUUUGAACAAACUGCUCGUGGGCUUCCCGACCACAGCUGCUUGGGCGCUCUGCACCUUUGCAUACAGCGCAGGGCCAGGCUCGGAGCCCAUCCUAUUCGAAGGCCGGACGGACGGCCACGUCGUCACUGCUCGCGGAGACGGCAAGUUCGGUUGGGACCCUAUCUUCGAGCCGAACGGCACAGGUCAGACAUACGCUGAGAUGACGCCGGAGAAGAAGAACUCACUAUCGCAUCGAUAUCGGGCGCUGUCGAAGUUGCAGGAGUACCUGAGCACUCUGAAAGAAUAG
Messenger RNA from Laetiporus sulphureus 93-53, 525 nucleotides. Its product is annotated as Maf/Ham1. The transcript has 5 exons. NCBI's taxonomy places the organism in Eukaryota, Fungi, Basidiomycota, Agaricomycetes, Polyporales, Laetiporaceae. The coding region runs from base 1 to 525 and encodes 174 amino acids. Gene Ontology annotation, molecular function: nucleoside triphosphate diphosphatase activity. Gene Ontology annotation, biological process: nucleoside triphosphate catabolic process. Gene Ontology annotation, cellular component: cytoplasm. The record is from RefSeq and is a predicted model, not a curated record.